Messenger RNA from Penicillium canescens, 504 nucleotides. RefSeq lists its product as uncharacterized. The transcript is spliced from 2 exons. The coding region runs from base 1 to 504 and encodes 167 amino acids. NCBI's taxonomy places the organism in Eukaryota, Fungi, Ascomycota, Eurotiomycetes, Eurotiales, Aspergillaceae. The record is from RefSeq and is a predicted model, not a curated record.
AUGUCCCGAUCACAAACUCGAGGCACAGCCCCAACCCCCCUCGACCCAAUAUCCGAAUGGCGCGCCUGGCAAGCCCUCAGCAUAAUCUACACAGUCCUCCUAAACCGCCAAAUCAAACGCCGCUGGCUCCUAGAACAACAAUGCAUGGCCAGCAGACCCAUCUCACAACGUUUCCGACCAGUCAUGUUCCUAGAGCCUGUUCCAACCCUCCAUAAGCCAGUGCCAGUGCCUGUCACCAAAUCAACCACCAACCAAGCCGACAACCCCUACAACCCCCACACCCUAGCAACCCUCCGCAAAAGGGUCCGCCUCCUCCGCGCACGCGUGGAGAAAGGAAAAGAACUAGCCAGCGAAAUCGAACGCCGCAUGGUCCAGACAUCUCCACGCAUCAAGUAUCCAACGCAUUUCUGCUAUACGUGCGUUGGGGAUGGCGAGGCUGUGGAGGUUCUCUUGACUAAAUGUGCUCAUCGGGAGUCCGUUGGGGUCUAUGAGGUCUUGUUCUGA